AGGAGAAAAGGCUCCAGUGCCUCUCAUUCAGUGGUGUUAAAGAAAGGGAGUGGCUGAUGGAGUCUCUCAUUCGGUACAUAAAAGUAAUUGGUGGACCUCCAGGCCGAGAAGGACUUUUAGUGGGGCUAAAGAAUGGCCAGGUGACCUUUUGUGAUUAAGUUCAUAGGAUUUUGUGAAAUUUUUACUCAUUAAGGAGAUGAUUUAGAUGCUAAAGGGCCCAGUCAAUAGGCUGAAAUUACAUAUUUGCUUCUUAGUGUCUUUGGCUGCUCUUUAAGUGACAUUUUUUUUGUUUUUUGCACGUUCUGUAUUUGAUGGUUACCAAGAAUUACAUGUUCACAGAAAGCAGAAGUUACUCAAAACCUUCCUUUGCCAUUUCUUUCCUUUAAUGGAAAAUGAGUUGCAAGUAACUGGUUUGCAAUAAGUUAGGGAAAAGUACGUACUUCAGUAAAGUGCUGUAGAGAGCAACAUAGACUACUUGCAGCUUACUGUUUUGGAUGAAGUUACUACACUAGCUUCCUGGUAAGCUGGUUGCUGUUGCUUACCAGUGGGGAGAGGGGAAGAGGCAAAGUGGCAGGGAUAUUGACAGGAUGCAGUUGCACUGUGCCAGAUUGGCUCCAAGGUAUGUUUCCACCACAUCAACCUUCCUGCCACUUUGCAACAGUGACCCACCUGUUGGGAAACUAAUGCCGCCCCCCACCUAGGAAGCUGUUUUUGCUUUUAUAUUAAAUAUUAAAUAUUUUGGGGGGAAGAAGAAUCAAAGUGUGGAGUUAAUUUUUACUUCUGAUUCUUGUGACCCUAAACCUAGCCAUCAUCUUGCCUCAUGUUUUUAUUUUUAUUAUUUAUAAUCAAGGAAGUAAUUUGGGCAAAAGCGAACAGUCUGCUUUAAAUUGGUUAGACUAAUUAUUCUCCUGAGUUGUAUUCUCCAGUGCAUGAGACUGACAAAUAAAAAUAGUAUUGCUUUUAAGACGUAUUUUAUUAACCCUCUGAAUUUAAUCACAUCCAGAUUCUAAAGAUAUUUGUAGACAAUCCUUUUGCAAUUGUCUUGCUGAAACAAUCCACAGCUGUGCGCUGCUUGGAUAUGAGUGCGUCUCGAAACAAGCUGGCAGUGGUUGAUGAAAAUGACACUUGUCUAGUGUAUGAUAUUAACACCAAAGAGUUGCUCUUUCAGGUAAACAUUUGGAAACUCCAUCCCUUCCCUCCCUUUGUCUAGCCCUAGCCACAUGAUUGCAAAGAGCUAAAUCAGAGAAAUAGCUCUACCAUGCUGCUCCUUUGUCACCCUGUAUCUUAGAGAAAAGUUUCCCAAAAGGAUGAGAAAGGAGCCUUAGUGAGACUGCUUGGAUAGCUAUUAGGAGUUGUUAUCUACUAAAAAGAGGGUGGGGGACCUCUGGCCGGCAGAUCAAUAGUGGCCCUCUAGGAAGUCCAAGUUGACCUGCCAAGCCUUCUUCAAGCAUGAUCAUGUACCAUAAAUGAAGACCAUUCAUUUUUUUGUAUUGCAUCUUGUUUGAUCAUCCUCUAGGAACCCAAUGCUAACAGCGUGGCUUGGAACACACAGUGUGAGGACAUGCUCUGUUUCUCUGGUGGUGGAUAUCUCAACAUCAAAGCUAGUAACUUUCCUGUCCAUCAGCAGAAACUUCAGGGCUUCGUUGUGGGAUACAAUGGUUCCAAAAUUUUCUGUCUCCAUGUUUUUUCCAUGACUGCUGUUGAAGUUCCCCAGGUAAUCUUUAAUCUUGUUCAUUAAUUCUUUUUGUUGCUGAUGUCAGCAUUAUCUUAAGUGCUCCUGAAACAUGUCUACUUUCUGUCCAAUAGAGUUUAAAAAUAUUUCCCCACCAGCUUUUUGGCCUUCAUUUCAUGAAUAAUGUCUGUAGUUUUGUGCUUGGAGGAGAAACGGAUAGUUUUCACUGUCCUGUGAGAGGUAGGUGAAAGUUUAUUGUGUUAAUCAUUUAACACAACAAUAUAGAAUAAAGUCAGGUAGACAAGAAAACUCCUAGUAAAAUUUGGCAUUACCAACUGCAAUUGCAUAUUAUUCCAUGGCAUGCUUUCACUUUAAUGCUACUGUUUCUCCUAUUACUAUAGUUAUAGGUAACUUUGCUCUCUCUGUUGUUUUCUUUCGCUUUGGUGAAGUUCCAGCCAAAUGCCAGUUAUUCUCCUACACAUUCUUGCUUGUGACUUGUUCACGUACCAGUUGUGUUGUUCAAAACAUUUUAGAGCAACAACAAAUGUGAUUUGUCCCUAAGAAAACAGUGUUUUCAACAAAACAAUUGUUUGGACAUGAUGGAAAGUACUAGCAAUAGAGCCACUGAAGUAUUUAAUAUAAUAAGGAAAAGCUGGUGGUGUCAGUCUACCAGCAGAACAGACCUCCGCAAUAGGAUUUCCAUUUCUCCCCAUUGCAACCCUCUGUGCACCCCCAAAGUCUGCUCCAGAAGUUUGUGGGGACUGCAGGUAUUGGGAAGAAAGGAAAGGCAAAUCUGGUUGCGCAAAUGGAAGGUUGCUUGCACAGUGUUGGAUUACAGGAAUAGUUCACUUAAUGGCCAAGUUCAGAUGUAUUUAUUACAAUUUAAUAAGUAAACCUAUGCUUAAGCCUUGUGAGUAUAUACUUCAUCCUUGUGCCAUGCCUUUUGUCCUCAUUGGUGCACUGCAAUUAACUCAAAGUCUUCAGCUUAUCAUAGUUAUCCAUUACCUCCAGCAGGGAAACUAUGGUUACCAGAAUUUAAACAAGCCAUGGUCUUAACUCAUGGUUUGAUGUUGGGUUAAGAUCCUUGCUUGUUUGUAUCCUGGCAACCAUAGUUUCUUGAUCUGAACAAAAAGGGAAAUAAUUAACUGAAAAAUUCCUUAGUUAAUUGUGGCAUGCUAAGAAGGAAAAGGGGUAACAUGAGAACAAAGUGUGCAGGCCUGAGGUACAUGCACAUCUCAACUUAUUAAGGCGAGACACAAACCAGACCGUUAAGCUUUUAGGGACUACUUUGGAAAUGUCUUUCUUUGUAUUGUUUAAAAUUUUAAAAACUAUGGUGGUGGAAUUUAUGUUUGAUUUUGUACUUUGUGUCCAUUCACAACUGACUAACAUUAGCAGAAAGAAUGCAGAACUGGGGUUUAAAUUUAGCUGUUUUGCAUUUACAUGAUCAAAGAUCUAGUAAAUGCCACUCCUAAAAUUAAAGGAUUUUGGAAUGCACUUGUUUUCCACUUGGCUUACAUUUAAAGGAAGAGAAACUGAGGGGGUUUUAUAGAGCUUUGGCUUGGAGCUGGUGGUCACCCUUUUAAAUAAUGACUUGAAUAAGAGCAGACAACAAAGUUGUCACAAUUACUUCUUCGCUUUCUGUCAAUCUAUAUUUUGGAGUGUAGGAUAGGAGGAUAGGAUUAGAAAAGAAAAUCAUCUUGACUGAGUGUACUAUAAAGUGCAGCAAAAAUUCUAUUUACACGUAAUUGUGUGUAGAGAACAAAUACAAAAGAUGGUAGACAUGGAGAGGAGGAUGUAAGGUUCAUGACUGAUCAUAAACUGGACCUUUGCCAGCAUUGUUGCAAAUGCCAUUGAGGCAAGUUUCUACGCAAAGGGAAAAAUUGAACACAAAAGAAUAAUCGACACGAAUCUGACAUCAGAAAUGGCAAUAUUCAGAAGCCAGUGGGGGAACAUUUCAGCAUUCUGGGACAAUGUAUAUGCCCUUGAAGUGGCCAUCCUGAAGAAAAGGAACUUAAAACAGACACUGCAAAGUAAAACUACUGAAUUACAGUCUGCUAAGAGGUCUAGUAAUGUCACUUGUGGAUUGAACUGAGACAAAAGAUUUUUAGCACUUUAAGGGGCAAUCCUAUGACAAGAUCCACUGGAAUGAGUAGUUUAGGAUGCAGCAGAGCUCCAGGGUUAAGUUUCCAACCCUAGCUCAGCAGAAUAUACGCAGGUAUCGCAUGCUUGGCAGAACCAAGUCUGGUUUAAUUCCUGCAAAAGGGGCAUUGUGGAGCCCUGGUGGGUAUGAGACCAGGGAGAGGGAACCUAAGCUGAAUCCUAAGGCCACUUAGCUCAAUCACAAGACAUGGCCAUGGAACAUUAUUUUAAAGACUUGUUUUUCCUCUGCCAGACACAGGCAGAUCAGCCGCAGCUGUGCUGCUUAGCUGAGUUUGGAUACGUAUAACUUUACAUUGGCUUAAUUUACGCUGGCUUGCUUUCCCUUAGUUCCUUGUUCAUAGCAUUGCUCCCUUAAUGUGCUAGUUGGCUUAGUAAUGGUAAGAAGUCUGUGUCAUCAAGAACGGUGAAUGUGAAUUAGCCCUGCUAAUUAGAUCCUUUUCUGCAUUUCUUCUUACCUCACUUCUCAGGAUCCUAAUUCAGCCGGUGUGUGUGAGAGAGUAUACAUGUAUGCCAGGGAUGGGGAACACAGGCCUCAGGACCAAAUGUGACUAUCCAAGGUUCUUAGGACACUCUCCAGGCCACCCCCCUCACUGGUCCUGCUCUGUGCCUGGCUUGAAUGAAUCCUUGAGUUGCAAUAAUGUCUCCUGCAUAACUAGAUGGAUGACUUUUGCAUGGCUGAAAUGUAGCCUGCUGUACUCAACUGGUGGUCCACCCAUCUUUGUCUCUGGCACCAUCAACCCCUGGAAUGUGGCCCCUAGGAGGUUCCCUCUGAGGCAAUACAACCUUUGAGCUGAAAAGGGUCCCCCACUCCAUAUCUAUCUAUAUAGAUAUAGAUAUAUAAAUAUAUAGAUAUAGAUAUAAUAUGGGGUAGAACUUCAUGUAUCUGAUGAUGUAAACCUAGUUCACUAAUGCAAAUGGUGUAAUAUAUUUGCUGGCAUUUAAGGUGCUACCAGACCCUUUACCGUUUGGGCUGUAAUAGUAAGAAGUCUUGUCAACCAGAAAUGGAUGGGGAAAAUUCAGUUGUUUGGCAAUGUUUAGACCCAUGCAAGACUCUUUCAACUAGAUGAUUACAGAAGUAGAUGUGUACAUGGGAUCAUGUUGGGUUUUGCAUUUCACAAUUAAAUUAUCGUGCUGGAGAAGACGGAAAAGUUUAGCAUAGAUGAAAUAGCAUAGAAUACAAGAAGCAGGAGAAAAUGUUGACUGCAUUUUAAUUUAUUUAUUAGCACAGAGAACGUUAGCACUUGCUUUGUAACAUGGAUUUCCCACCAGCAGCUAAAGAAUGGAUUUGUUUUAGCAGAAGGAGAAUGAAGUUGCUUGAAAACAUCUUUUAAAUUAUAGAUGGGUGCAAAUGUAGCCUCAAGGAAAGGGAUUUUAAAGGGGAUCAUGGAGCGGGAAUAAUUUUCAAACAUUUAAAAGGCUGCCGUAAAUGGUGAUAGAGUAAUUGCAUUCUGUUGCUUUGACAGAGAGAAAACAGAAUGCUAUCUGCAAGAGCAGUUUGGCAACAGAACAAGUUAGCCAGGGGAUGUGUUUUGGAAUUUCCUACACAUGAAAUGUUUUGUACAGAGUUCUUGGUAAACAUCUGUCGAAGAGCUUUCUUUAGUGAAUACUGCUCUUAGAGAAAGAACACUGAUCCAACUAAUCACACUUAAAAUGGUACUUAUAUGUUAUUAAUUCUGUCAUAAUGUGGAUGGAGAUGCACAUUCAAACAUGAACCCUAUGGAAAGCGAUGCCAUUUAGAUGGGUGGCUUUCGUUAUUUGGUUUGUAGUCCAGAGGACAUUUGAAUUGGAUGCAUGUCUUUCAGUUCCUGAUCCAGCAAAUGAUAGACAUCCAGAUUUCCAAAUUGGGAUACUAGGGCUACAUUAUUGGGGCUACAUUAUUUUAUUGUAUUCUGUCAUGUCUGAAAUUUUCUUUAUAGCAUCUUAGUGGGAAAUGCAGAAAAUUUGGUUUGCCCUACAGUUAUAGCCGCUGUGAUAUGAUAGGAAGUUUAUCAAGAGUAGGAAAUCACACUAAUAUCUUAAUGCUUUACUUUGGUUAUUCAAUUUGCAGUCAGCACCCAUGUAUCAAUACUUGGAAAGAAAAAUGUUCAAAGAAGCCUAUAAGAUUGCUUGUUUAGGAGUAACUGAUACAGAUUGGAAAGAGCUGGCUAUGGAGGCUUUAGAAGGACUCGAAUUUGAAACUGCUAAAAAGGU
This is a messenger RNA of Podarcis lilfordi (Lilford's wall lizard), 6022 nucleotides long. The record is from the annotation of a GenBank genome assembly. Lineage: Eukaryota; Metazoa; Chordata; Lepidosauria; Squamata; Lacertidae.